CAAUGACGUUUUAUGACGCGCUCGUAGUUCUUCCGGGUCAGUACUCUUUCCGGCAUGCUUUCGGAGUUGUUUUUUUUACCCAGCUAACAUGUGUAACUCACAUUUGAAAAUAUGAGUUCUCAGAAAGGUAACGUAACGCGGUCGCGAAGCCAGAAACAUCAAAACAACUCUGCCUUCAGAAACGACAAGUACGGAGCGACAGUACAAGUGAAGAAGGCAAAUUCAAAGAUCCACGAUGGGCUCUGUCAACACUGUAAGGGGGUUCUUGAGUGGAAAGUAAAGUACAAAAAGUAUAAGACUCUGACACAGCCUAAAAAGUGUGUAAAGUGUUCUCAAAAGACAGUGAAGGAUGCCUAUCACAUCAUUUGUAAGCCCUGCUCUCUUCAACUAGAGAUUUGCUGCAAGUGUGGAAAGAAAGAAGAAAUUGUUAUACCAUUAAACUCACACGAAGACCAAGAGGAUGAUGAUGAGCAGAAAAAGAAAGGAAGGAGAAGAGCGAAGAAGGACGUAGAUGAUUUGGACAGUGAUGAUGAUUAUAGUGAUGAUUUAAGUGACCUAAGAGAUGAUGAUGAUGAUGGUGAUAAGAGAGCUGAUUUGGAUAGUGACUCAGAACCAAAAAAGCAACAGAACGGGUCUGAUGUGCUUCCAGAUGUAUCCAAAGUCAGUUUUAAAGACUAAAACUCUUCUUGUUAGACCUUUUUUUUUUCAUUAAUGCAAAACUAGAGUUCUAAAAUACAGUAUGAUGUUUAUGACUUUUUCAUAUUCCAAUUAAGUACUGCAAAUCAAGAAAUGCUGUUUGAUGCGGCGCAUGGAGUACGAGUGAAUGUAACGCUGGGAGGUUUAGUGAACACAAUGACUUAUUGUAUACUGCACGUUGAAAAAACUAUUCUCACCAAACGCCGCCUGGAUAUAUAUUCUUUUCUUUCCUGUAAUAAAAACCUGUACAGUUUGUCUAAGCUACAGAUUCUUAUGACAAUAACAAGAAUAAUAGUGGCCUUGAAGCAUCAGUGGCUCUGAAAGCAGAAGCAGAAGUAGAGGUUUCCUGUCAACAUCAGGAACUGAUUCCGAAGUAAUCGCCCGGUUGUGCACAAUCCGAUUUAGUAUUUCCACUCAGUUGCAUUUUUAUUUUGUCCACUUAUCUGGAAAAUCCAGUUCACAACUAAAACUUUUGACAAAAAUGUUUAGGUUUUAGGAAUUUAUACCUGUGUAUUCCAAUUUAAUAUGUCUAACCUUUAACUUGCAUGUUAGUUCACUACUGUUCAACUGAGAUGAAAGUCAAGGAGAAAAACAAUGUCUAUUCAGAGAUGGAUGAUCAAUUAAAUAAAUCUGUGCAUGGAAUAACAAAGAUUCAGUAUUAAGGAAAAGAAAACCCUGGUUACAUGAGGGUUUAUAAAUUCAAACCAGUGUGGCAGUAUUUCAAACCCUACUUUGUUGUUGGUGUUAUUACAUAUAACCAGCAGUAACUGAACUGGAAAGCUAAUAAUUGUAUGAUCAGCUUUUAAAAAAAAGAGACAUUUUUUCACCCAAGUCUAUGUGUCAAUUGGCCUGUACUCACAUACCUAUGACAUAAGUUCACCCCAAUGUUUCCGUCAAGUGUAUCUCUAAUAUUUACAAAAUAUUGUUACCGUUACUACUGGUAUGAUAUUUGCUAGUUAUUAUUUAUGAGAACCUAUGCCAAACAUUGCUAAAGUAUACAGAGAAUGAGACACAAUUGUAUGUUGACUUGAAGCCAUGUUGACUGGCAUUGAAAAGAAUAUUGCUGAGUUUGCAUUAUUAACAAAUUUCAGAAGUUUUAUAGGAAGUACAAUUCCUUGUUCAUGUACCCCAGUUCAUGUUUUAACAUAAAUCUGAUGAUACUUGAA
Molecule: messenger RNA, 1862 nt
Organism: Pungitius pungitius (ninespine stickleback)
Lineage: Eukaryota; Metazoa; Chordata; Actinopteri; Perciformes; Gasterosteidae
Gene: c5h9orf85
Product: chromosome 5 C9orf85 homolog
Exons: 4
Coding region: 112-678 (188 amino acids)
Source: RefSeq, a predicted model, not a curated record